Pangasianodon hypophthalmus (striped catfish) is the source of this 757-nucleotide messenger RNA. RefSeq names its product ATP synthase membrane subunit c locus 3b (gene atp5mc3b). The transcript is spliced from 5 exons. NCBI's taxonomy places the organism in Eukaryota, Metazoa, Chordata, Actinopteri, Siluriformes, Pangasiidae. The coding region runs from base 123 to 545 and encodes 140 amino acids. Gene Ontology annotation, biological process: proton motive force-driven ATP synthesis; proton transmembrane transport. Gene Ontology annotation, molecular function: proton transmembrane transporter activity. The record is from RefSeq and is a predicted model, not a curated record.
GGGUAAGUGAAGGAGAGCUGAGCGGAAAUCUCACGAUCUGCUACAAUCUUCAUACUUUAAGCUAACUACUGGUGUUGGUUUGAUGAUACGGGUUCAAGCUGAUUGAAGCAACCAGAGACAAAAUGUACGCCUGCGCUAAAUUCGUGUCCUCCUCUGCACUGGUCCGCUCUGGCUCCAGGGCACUUUACAGACCCCUCUCUGCCUCCGUGCUCUCCAGGCCAGAGGGCAAAUCUGCAGAGGCCAGCCCACUCCUCCUGCCACAGAGCGCCGUAUCCCAGGUCGCACUGAGGGGCUUCCAGACCAGCGCAGUGAGCCGCGACAUCGACACAGCCGCCAAGUUCAUCGGCGCCGGAGCCGCCACCGUCGGAGUGGCCGGAUCAGGAGCCGGAAUCGGAACAGUGUUCGGAAGCCUGAUCAUCGGAUACGCCAGGAACCCGUCUCUGAAGCAGCAGCUGUUCUCCUACGCUAUCCUGGGAUUCGCUCUGUCCGAGGCCAUGGGUCUGUUCUGUUUGAUGGUUGCUUUCCUCAUCCUGUUCGCCAUGUAAAGCCUGCGCCGUCUUUCCUCUCCUCCUCCCCCCCCGGCCGUGACGACCCUCUGCGUCUCACACUGGCUGCUGAGAGUUGUGUGUUGGUGUCAUGACAGUUGUACAUUUUCCAGGUUUUUGUUGUGGAAGGCUGACAGACUAAACAGAAGAACAUGUAUUGUAAAAAUGUAUUCAAUUACAGAAUUAAAAUACAUGUGUUUCACUAUUUAAAA